ACAAUUUUUCAUGCAAUUUUCCUUUCAAUCAAACGCGCAAGUGAAUUUGGGUCCUUUACUUUCCCUUUCUGAUCUUCUGAUCUUUUUGGUUUCUUUUGGCCUCUUUGCCUUCCAAACGAUGAAUGGAAUUUUGUCUCUUUGGUGCGGUGGUCGCGUUGGAUUAAUGGAUAUUUGCUUCUAUCGGUAAUUCUCAAAUGGAUAUUUGCUUCUAUCGGUAAUUCUCAAAAGUGUAAAAUGGCGUCUACAAAGCAUAAACGAUAUCGUUUGGGUGUUUUGCGCAUGCGAUAAAUGGGCAAUUGAGCCAGCCAGUCCAACAAAGGACAAUAAAUUUAUCCGUGUAGCGGUCAAAGUGAAUGAACACUGAUGCAGUGAAGAAUUAAGAUUAUAUAAUUAGAUAUUCUCGAAAAGAGCAGACAAAAAAUUUUUUUUGUUGGCUUGCAAACAAAGGAUACCCAGAUGGACAUUUUUUAUGCAAUCCCAACACCAACUCCCCUUCUAUUUGGACUUUGCUAACAAGACAAUCUUUGGAGUGGAAGAAAGAGAUGGCCACAUCUACUGGAGGUGGUGUUGGUGGAGGAGGAGCUCUGGAUAAAGAGGCUGGGAGGGCUCAUGUUGCCAUGGCGAUGGUGCAGCUAUUCAAUGGAGGAUAUCAUGUUAUUACCAAAGUGGCUCUUAAUGUUGGGGUCAAUCAGCUCGUUUUCUGUGCCUUUCGUGACCUGCUAGCUCUCUCAAUUCUCGCCCCCACGGCCUAUAUCCGUGAAAAAAGAAUUCGACCUCCUAUGACAAAACGCCUACUCUUCUCAUUCUUCUUCCUUGGGUUAACAGGGAUAUUUGGCAAUCAGCUAUUAUUUCUUAUUGGUCUUAGCUACACAAAUCCAACUUAUGCUGCAGCAAUACAGCCUUCAAUCCCAGUUUUUACAUUUAUAUUGGCUGUGAUGAUAGGUACAGAAAGAGUGAAUUUGCUAAAAACUGAAGGUCAAGUAAAGGUUGGGGGUACCCUUGUAUGUGUUUCUGGUGCAAUAUUGAUGGUUCUGUUUCGAGGUCCAGCUCUCUUUGGCCACAGUGAUGUAGAUUCUAUGGCUAGUGAAAUAAGUGCCAGGGGUCAGCCAGAGCCUGUCGGAUGGUUUUUCUCCAUGUUACUAAAUGUAGGACUGGAAGGUUGGCACCUUGGAGUUUUAUGCUUAAUUGGGAAUUGUAUGUGCAUGGCUACUUUUCUAGCUAUCCAGGCUCCAGUUCUUACAAAAUAUCCUGCCAACAUUUCAGUCACAGCAUAUUCAUAUGCAUUUGGAGCUCUCUUGAUAGUACUGACAGCAGGCUUUAUGACCAAUGGAACAAAAGAGUGGAGUCUGACACAGUCUGAGCUUUGGGCAGUCGUGUAUGCUGGAAUCGUUGCUUCUGCCCUUAAUUAUGGACUCAUUACAUGGUCUAAUAAGAUCUUGGGACCUGCUUUGGUUUCACUUUACAAUCCACUUCAACCUGCAGCUUCUGCCUUACUAUCAAAAAUUUUUCUUGGAAGCCCCAUUUAUUUGGGAAGCAUCUUGGGAGGAUGCCUGAUCAUUGGUGGUCUUUAUAUGGUAACUUGGGCGUCCUAUAGAGAAAGACAGGCAAUUGCUGGGAGCAUUCCUCAUGUUCAUUCCCGGGAUUCCGAACCACUCAUUCACAAAGAUCCAUCCAUUAACAAGGGUUCAUACCAGAGGGAACACAUGUCCUCAGGCCCCUCCUUGCCAAAAUCCAUAGAUAAAGCAGGCAAACAAUGAUGAAAUAUUUAGUUGUGUACAGUUAUUGUUUUUAAAAUCACCGAUUUCGUGAUCAAAUAACUACUUCAUGUAUUAUGUUCCCUUUAUUCAUUAUAUAUACAUCUCCUACAGAAGUCAGAGCAGGACAUAAUAUUCUGCACUUGCUUUAAGCUGGAUGUGCUUUUCUCCUUUGAUCCAAGAAAUGAAACUGAAAAGGAAAAGAAACUCUGUUUUUAUGGGUU
This is a messenger RNA of Manihot esculenta (cassava), 1978 nucleotides long. Its product is annotated as WAT1-related protein At5g45370. The record is from RefSeq and is a predicted model, not a curated record. Gene Ontology annotation, molecular function: transmembrane transporter activity. Lineage: Eukaryota; Viridiplantae; Streptophyta; Magnoliopsida; Malpighiales; Euphorbiaceae. The coding region runs from base 543 to 1757 and encodes 404 amino acids. Gene Ontology annotation, cellular component: plasma membrane. The transcript has 9 exons.